Teleopsis dalmanni is the source of this 591-nucleotide messenger RNA. RefSeq names its product serum response factor homolog A-like. The transcript has 2 exons. Lineage: Eukaryota; Metazoa; Arthropoda; Insecta; Diptera; Diopsidae. The record is from RefSeq and is a predicted model, not a curated record. The coding region runs from base 1 to 591 and encodes 196 amino acids.
AUGCCGGUCAAUCGAACUCCACCAAAAGGUGGAGGCGAGUCAAAUCACGAGCAACAAUCACAACAAGAACAACAACAACAGCAUAAAACACACCAACAAGCUGUCCUAUGCUCAAAAGUAUCCAAUAAUAAUAAUCAAACAACAUUUCUACAAUCAAAUCAACAGCUACAACUGCAAGAAAAAUCACUGCAAACCCAACAAAAACAACCACAACAAAACCAGCAAAUAGAGAAACAACAAAUGCAGCAGGAGUACCACAUAAAACUCCAACAAUCAAACCAUCAUCAACACAAUUCACCAUCAAAACUCAUUCAGAACAAUACCACAAUAAAAACAUUAGUUGCAUCUUUAGAAGCGUUUGUAAAUGAGAUCAAUCAGUUAAUGAAAUUGUUUAAAGGAGUAUCGAACAGAUUACAAAAUGACAAUUACAUGAUUGUAAUCAAAGCCGACAAAGUACCAGUUGGAGAACAUACACGACGAAUUAACGCUCCAACUACAAAUGAAGUCGCUGUUGUAAUAGUUGGCGAACAGUUUGAAAAACGAGACAUUAAAAUUAUGCGUAAAGAUAAAACAUGGCAAAUAUAUUUAUAA